UCCACAUACUCUUCUGCUUUAAUUCAAACUCAAAGAGAUUCAAAGAAGACCUCAUCAUGGUGUCAACGGGAAGGCAGAUGCUGGGCUUUGUCCUGGCCACCAUCGGUUUCCUGGGAACCAUCAUCGUUUGUGCCCUGCCCAUGUGGAGGGUCUCGGCCUUCAUCGGAGCCAACAUCGUGACGGCGCAGAUCACCUGGCGAGGCUUGUGGAUGAACUGUGUGGUACAGAGCACGGGUCAGAUGCAGUGCAAGAUCUAUGACUCCCUGCUGGAGCUUUCUCAGGACCUUCAGGCGGCCAGAGCUUUGGUGGUCAUCGCCAUCAUCGUAGCAGCAUUCGGGAUCAUCCUGGGCAUCGCAGGAGGAAAGUGCACCAACUUUGUGGAAGAACCCCGAGCCAAAGCUAGGGUGGCCAUCGCUGCUGGGAUCGUCUUCAUUUGUGCUGGUGUUCUGGUCCUCAUCCCUGUCUGCUGGACUGCGAACUCCAUCAUCAGGGAUUUCUACAACCCCAUCGUGAUCCAGGCCCAGAAGACAGAGCUGGGGACGAUGACUUCCAUGGGGAUGCAGAUGGCCGGCUGUGCCCUGGCCCUCUUCGGCUGGAUUGGGGUGCUCAUCGUCUGUGGGACACCCAUGUGGCGAGUCAGUGCCUUCAUCGGAAGCAACAUAGUGACAUCACAGAUCAUGUGGGAGGGGAUCUGGAUGACCUGCGUGGUCCAGAGUACAGGCCAGAUGCAGUGUAAGGUGUAUGACUCCUUACUGGAAUUGAGCACUGACCUGCAGGGCGCCCGGGCUCUCACGGUGGUGUCCAUCAUCAUCGGCCUCGCCGGGAUCCUCGCAGCUUUCGCAGGAGGGAAGUGCACCAACUUCAUUCCAGACGACCGGGCCAAAGCAAGGGCGUCAGUGGCAGCAGGAGUUUUACUGAUCAUCAGUGGACUGCUCUGCAUCAUCCCUGUCUCCUGGACCGCCGCCAUCAUUAUAAGGAACUUCUACAACCCUGUGCUUGUGGACGCCCAGAAAAGAGAACUGGGGGCUUCUCUUUUCAUUGGGUGGGGGGCCGGGGCACUGCUGAUAGUGGGAGGAGCACUUCUGUGUGCCAGCUGCCCCCGCAGAAAGGAUGAGGCCGGCUCUGUGAAGUACUUCCUGAAUGAGUCAGUGGGAUACAGCAAACAGGACUCAGUCCGGUCUUAUACAAAGACGUAUAUUUGA
Molecule: messenger RNA, 1202 nt
Organism: Cheilinus undulatus (humphead wrasse)
Lineage: Eukaryota; Metazoa; Chordata; Actinopteri; Labriformes; Labridae
Product: claudin-4-like
Exons: 2
Coding region: 57-1202 (381 amino acids)
Biological process (GO): cell adhesion; bicellular tight junction assembly
Cellular component (GO): bicellular tight junction; plasma membrane
Molecular function (GO): structural molecule activity
Source: RefSeq, a predicted model, not a curated record